This is a messenger RNA of Blepharisma stoltei, 234 nucleotides long. The record is from the annotation of a GenBank genome assembly. NCBI's taxonomy places the organism in Eukaryota, Ciliophora, Heterotrichea, Heterotrichida, Blepharismidae.
AUGAUAUCGAGAUGGGCUGGGUUUUUUUUUGUAGAUCAAUUAAGUUUUUAUUUUUUAAAUUUGAUAACGAUUUUUAAAAAUCUAAGUAAGAUAUUAAUCAAUCGCAGAGGGUUAAAACAUCUAUAUUAUUACAAAGCCUCGUUUAAAAUUAAAGGAGUUGUUCUUAAGACAUUUAUUGAAAGAGAGCCCAUAUAUAAACAAAAUCUCCAGCAAUUGGCUAAUAACUUUUUGUAA